AUGAACUGCUCUGAAGUGAACUGGUGUGAAGUGGACUGGUGUGAAGUGGACUGGUGUGAAGUGGACUGCUAUGAAGUGGACUGGUGUGAAGUGAACUGGUGUGAAGUGAACUGGUGUGAUGUGGACUGGUGUGAAGUGAACUGGUGUGAAGUGGACUCAUGUGAAGUGGACUGCUAUGAAGUGGACUGGUGUGAAGUGAACUGGUGUGAAGUGGACUGGUGUGAAGUGAACUGGUGUGAAGUGAACUGGUGUGAAGUGGACUGGUGUGAAGUGGACUGGUGUGAAGUGAACUGGUGUGAGGUGAACUGGUGUGAAGUGGACUGGUGUGAAGUGGACUGGUGUGAAGUGAACUGGUGUGAAGUGGACUGGUGUGAAGUGGACUGGUGUGAAGUGGACUGGUGUGAAGUGGACUGGUGUGAAGUGAACUGGUGUGAAGUGAACUGGUGUGAAGUGGACUGGUGUGAAGCGGACUGGUGUGAAGUGGACUGCUAUGAAGUGCUUAUGAACUCCUAUGAAGUGCUUAUGUAA
Messenger RNA from Salmo salar (Atlantic salmon), 528 nucleotides. Lineage: Eukaryota; Metazoa; Chordata; Actinopteri; Salmoniformes; Salmonidae. The record is from RefSeq and is a predicted model, not a curated record.